Molecule: messenger RNA, 429 nt
Organism: Brassica oleracea var. oleracea
Lineage: Eukaryota; Viridiplantae; Streptophyta; Magnoliopsida; Brassicales; Brassicaceae
Product: bacteriocin microcin B17-like
Exons: 1
Coding region: 125-382 (85 amino acids)
Source: RefSeq, a predicted model, not a curated record
UUUUACAUCACAUAUAUUUUGCAUUAGUAUUCAGAAUAUUUGAAAACAAAAGAGUUUACACUUCGCGUUGAUAUAUAUCAAAUAUCUCUGUGGACUGUGGUUACGUCUGCUAUUCAAGAUCACGAUGUGUCGAUUGCUAUGUUGUUGCUUCUGCCGCAAGAAGAAAAAGCCGCGAGAAGUAAAAAGGGGCAAAAAAGGAAAGAAAGAUGGAGGUCUUGUUGUGGUGAAGCCGACUAAGACUAAGAAGCGUCGCAAUGAACCAGUAGAUGUAAGCGGAUGUACAGACCUAUGUUGCUGCUUUGGUGGAGGCGGAGGCGGUGGAGAUGGUGGUGGUGGUGGAUGUGGAGGCGGCGGCUGCGGAGGUGGAGGUGGAGGCGGUUAAAAGAUGAGAAUUUUGUAAUUCUGUAUGUAAUGAUAACUUCUUGUAUU